Messenger RNA from Actinia tenebrosa (Australian red waratah sea anemone), 3407 nucleotides. RefSeq lists its product as uncharacterized. Gene Ontology annotation, molecular function: delayed rectifier potassium channel activity; ligand-gated monoatomic ion channel activity. Gene Ontology annotation, biological process: potassium ion transmembrane transport; action potential. Gene Ontology annotation, cellular component: membrane; voltage-gated potassium channel complex. NCBI's taxonomy places the organism in Eukaryota, Metazoa, Cnidaria, Anthozoa, Actiniaria, Actiniidae. The record is from RefSeq and is a predicted model, not a curated record.
UCUUUCGUAUUGGUAAUUAAUAUUUCAAUCGUUCACUAUUGCAACACAUAACAAACUGACCUCAAUAAUGAGAUAACACUUGUGGAAGCUCGCCACCCCAUUCAACACUGUUAUCGUGGCCCAAAACACGCCCAAAACACGUAUCUUUUAGAGUAUAAUUUGCUGCCAGAAGUAUCAAAAAGACUAUGGUUACAAAAGACGAAAUAUUUAAAGGGUAAUGUUUUUUCGCGAACGAACUUCCAGUGUAUGUUAAACGAAGCCACUACCAACAAAUAAAGGAACGCAUUAAGAAGGAAAAAGAAUGCUUUCUGAGAACUAGCAGUCCAAAACACACGAACUAAUCAAACGGGUAGAUAUCACGUGAUAGCCGUACUUUCAAGAGCUCUAUCCCGAUUGGUUCAUUCUGACGCUUAUAACAAACUACACACAAGCUCUGUGGAUCAUAACGUGUGUUAAGGUCUUAUCGACAGGAGCGACUUGAAUCACUCAAGAUAGACGAGAGACUACACUUAAGGUGAUCGAGUACAGUCCAACGAUAUGGCUUGUGUAUCAACCACUGCAAUACUAGCGAUGCUUUUUUUAUACUUUACUGGAUGUACUACAAUCACAUUCAAAUCCAAAACCCACAAACCAGAAUCCACUUCGCCUGAGAUCUCAGAAGGGUUUUAUUUUCUUUCCGAGAACGUCUUUGCUGAGAACGGAACUUUUUCUUCUGAUAACACAACCACAAUCGCAAGAGGAAAGGAAUUGAAGAUGGAAGAGUUAUCAAAAUCUACCCUAGAUGAAAAAUGCGAUGGUGGGCUGCCUAUCUCUGCUUCUUGGCAAUAUUACGGCCCUUAUGCUAAGUCUUCAACAAAGAUGAACUCAAAGUUAGGAGUGGAAGGGAUUUUCCCACAUCUCAUUAACAAAAUGCUUAAUUUCUGCUGCAACAUGUCGACGGUCGUGUCCUAUGGAAAAAUUAUCAAGUCGAUUAGAAAAUUAGAGGGACAGCUGGAUGACCCUCAGGCAGCCUAUGAUCUCACUUUCCCUAUAACUGGAAUUAGCGAGGAUGAUAAGACUUUUAAGGAUCUACAGUUUAUCCCUGUUGUACAAGCCCCUAGAGUGGCACUACUUGUACUUGAUAAGGAUAUGACGGAUCAGACGUCGCAGUUGUUGAUGACUGUCACUAAGGCUUGGCCAAUUCUUGUGUUUAUUAUCGUGGCAGCAACUCUUUCUGGUAUGAUCAUCUGGGCUUUGGACCGACUUAAAAACCCAGACGAGUUCCCGCCUCCAUUUAUCAGCGGCACGUGGGAAGGAUUCUGGUGGGCCUUUGUCACCAUGACGACUGUAGGGUAUGGAGACCGUGCACCCAAGUCACUGCUGGCUCGCGUGUUUUGUAUAGUAUGGAUUUUAGUUGGUAUCAUCAUCAUCGCCAUAUUCACUGCUAUCAUAACAGCCUCGCUGUCUGCCAGUAUUCAACAUCAUUUUACUGUCCAUGGAUCCAAGGUUGGGGCUGUUUCGGGAAGCGAGGAACAACGUCUUGGAGUGAGCUUGAAUGCAGAUAUGAUUCCCUACCAAUCAAUCCCAGAAAUGAAUAAGGCAUUGCUGAAUCAAACUCUGAACGGUUCUUUGAUCGAUAACUACGUCUUGACACACUACAGUGAUUACAUCAAGUUCAAUCCUGUUCGAAUAGAAACCACCUACAACCAUCCCAUCACCUACGGUAUAGUGCUGAGGGAUAACUCUAGCAAGAUGGUCGAAUGCUUCCGGUCCUACGUUCGCAACCAUCCACAAGAGGUUUUUGAAAUCAUCGCGAAGAACCUUCAACCACUCAUAAAUCCAACAGAUGCAGAGAGUCAAGAGGUCAAAGCCUCACGUGAACUAUUUUUCUAUCGUGAACCAUCCUUCAAGUUUGUGUUACACGUGCUGCUGAGCGUGGUGGGAUUUCUGCUUCUUUUUGGUGCAUUAUGGGAAUUACUCUACCGCAAGCCUAAAGCACGCCAACUUAAAGCACAACGUAGCGAGAAUCCCGGAACAUAUUUGGCUCUCUCUCAAAUGCGGGGAGGCAAUUGCGAUUGUCAUGAAAUGAUGCUCAAUCAUCAGACAAUACAGGCCAUCAAAGACAAGUCCAUCCGCAUCAAAGAGCUCAUCAAAGAAUAUGAAGAAUUUUACGAGAAAUGGCUAACCAAAGUCAGAGAUGUAGAACGUGAUGAUAAUGGACACAUCACUCCAAAUAUGGUCUAAAUAAGUACCUAUUAACCAAAAAAACAUCAACACCCACAGCUCGCACGCCCAGACCUCGUGAACUAAGCUCGUCCAAAUGACUCGAGUAAGACUGGGGCGGGCCCUAUGUCCUAAUCGUGAGAUUUUCAAAUUCAGUCUGUACACAGGCUACCUAGACUAUUUUCCUGUGGCUUGAAAGACAGUGAUACUUUUACAAAUUUUACAAAUAUCUUUUUUUUAGCUUUAAAAGCUUAAUGAAUGUUUACAAACCUUUAUGUAUCCACUGGAAGUUGAUAUCAAAUCCGUAAUUUCGCUUUUUUUUUGAAAAAAUGUCUCCCCCGUAAAAUUGUUUGACAAGGCUGGAGACUCCGGGACCUACAUAGAUAACUGCCUCUAAUCAGCGCGUUCAAAAAGCCUCUUUUCCUUCUCCAAUCUCUACGAGAUUUCGUCAAGUUUUUGUCUAAUACCUGGUCAUUGUCGUUUCAAGUUUACACGGUCCCAAGAUAAAUAUUUCUAGAGAUAUUGAAAGCUCAAAGGAUAAAAUAUCACUGUCGUUUAAGCUAUAAUAAUAAUCUGGGCACUCUGUUGUUUUUAGAGCACUGCAUGAAGUAAAAUACCAAGAUUUUUGAACUUUAUCACCUUUUUCGACUAAUCUAUCGGCCUAGCAUAGAGCAAGGCUUAAAUAUUUCAAGAUCUUUAGAACUUCUUCAAAUUAGUUCUUGUUCUUCACUAGUCAUGAAUAUAAGCAUUUUAAGAAAGAGAUGAAAAAAUGGUCCAAAAUAGGGACCCCAUUUUAUUGGACUUUGAUUUUUGGAGAUGAUACUAAAACGGGAUUUAACUUCCAGAGGUGAAGAGAAGUGGAGGGUCUGGGUAUCCUCACCCCUCCCUCCUAAGUCGGGUCCCAUCACAUGACAUGAGUUUUGAUCUGAUUCCUAAGGAUAACGUAAUACGUAUGUGCAGAUUUAUCUCUCGAGGUUUGUUAUCUCCUGCGCAUGCGUAGGAUUGUUUAGUAUCUCCUGCGCAUGCGUAUGCCGUUAAACUUAUCCCUGCGUCGUCGCUCCGAGUAAAAAACUGUUCUAAGAAUAUGUAAAAUUAAACCACUAUAGCAUGUGCAAUUCGAUCUGGUAACAUUUUGGCUGAAUAAUAAAAGUGGUGUUCGAACAGGACCUGAUAUGAUAAGCAUGCAAUACGCGAAAAAAAAAAAA